This is a messenger RNA of Aspergillus heteromorphus CBS 117.55, 972 nucleotides long. RefSeq lists its product as uncharacterized. NCBI's taxonomy places the organism in Eukaryota, Fungi, Ascomycota, Eurotiomycetes, Eurotiales, Aspergillaceae. Bases 1 to 972 code for a protein of 323 amino acids. The record is from RefSeq and is a predicted model, not a curated record. The transcript has a single exon.
AUGGAGUACCUCCUCCAAGCCGCCGUCAAUCAUAUCGACGACAACCUCGGACUGCAAGGCGAAACCCCCACGCCCACGCCUACGACCAGCAACCCGCCGAGCACCACGCGAGCGCGGAACCAAAAUGGAAAUACUCACGCUCAUCACAGUCGUGGUAAUGCUCCUACUCCCCCUUCCACUCUUCCAAGCCAAACCACCAUUCACGCAUCCACAAAUAAAGAGAACGAAGAAUCGAACGAGGAGACAAACCCGAGUCCCCAAAACCUCAACCGCACCCAUUACAAGACCCUUCUAGAAAGAAGAGCCCAAGCACUCGCUGAAGCGGUGCUGACCGCGCAAAUGGCACACUCGGAGAGAGUCAAAGCCGCAAUAUUACACGCCGAACUGGUGCAGGCCCAAAUGGCACAUGCCGAACUGGUGCAGGCCAGAGUGAGACAGGCUAAAAGAGAACUCGCUGGAAAGGCUCGCGCUAAAAUGGAAAUGGAACUCGAAAAACGCCGACGGGAACUACGGCAGUGUGUGGAAAAGGCAGGGGACGAAGUUGAACUUUUGCUGUUCGAGAAGGACAAGGAGCAAGAGGAAGUGCUGGGACGAAUCAAGAAGCUGCGCGAGGAGUUGUUGGUGAUGGUGAAGGCCGAGAAGAUGUUUGAGGGGAGGAAAGUGAUGGGGUUGAAGGGGAAGACUAAGGUGUGGGUUACCUGGGAGAGAGAGGUGAGGACGGAGGAGUGGGUUGAUGCGCAGAGUGAGAUUCAGGACGAGUUCGAGGGGGAGAUGAUGUCUCAGACGCAGACGCGGACAGAGAUCGAGGAUCUGCAAGAAACAAAGGCAAGUCCGGUUGAAGAGGCAUGGGAGGAAGUUGACAUUCCGUUGCUCUGUCCGGAUAAGAAAUUGCAUUGCUCCGGCGAAUGUGACUGUUUUGCUGGGGAGCGAGCGAAGGAGGUGGUUCCCAAGGAAAAGUGUGUUGUGUGUUGA